AUGAGGGAGGCUAUGAGGAUUUUUAAGGAAAUUAAAGAUGCAGUCCCUAACCAUGUGACUUAUACCACUUUAAUUUAUGGUUAUUGUAGGUUGAAUGACCUCGAAUCAGCCUUGAGUUUGCGAGAUUCCAUGGCUGAUAAAGGGCUCUAUCCCACAGUUGUCACUUAUAAUUCAAUUCUCCGCAAGUUGUGUGAGGGAGGAAGGAUAAGGGAUGCAAAUAAACUCUUGAUCGAGUUGGGUGAAAGAAAUAUUGAACCAGAUAAUGUUACAUGCAACACCUUAAUCAAUGCGUACUGUAAAAUAGUAGAUAUGGCAUCGGCUUUGAAGGUGAAAGACAAGAUGAUUGGAGCAGGUUUGAAGCUUGACCAGUUUAUACAAGGCAUUGAUUCAUGGGUUCUGCAAGGCACGAGAUAUGAAAUGCGCUAA
Molecule: messenger RNA, 426 nt
Organism: Linum tenue
Lineage: Eukaryota; Viridiplantae; Streptophyta; Magnoliopsida; Malpighiales; Linaceae
Source: the annotation of a GenBank genome assembly